Messenger RNA from Fopius arisanus, 1296 nucleotides. RefSeq names its product zinc finger Ran-binding domain-containing protein 2. Gene Ontology annotation, molecular function: lipopolysaccharide binding; RNA binding. Gene Ontology annotation, biological process: RNA processing. The transcript has 7 exons. Bases 333 to 1043 code for a protein of 236 amino acids. The record is from RefSeq and is a predicted model, not a curated record. NCBI's taxonomy places the organism in Eukaryota, Metazoa, Arthropoda, Insecta, Hymenoptera, Braconidae.
AUAUGGCGGAUGGGCAAAAACACUCUGACAUCUGCAGGGUAGGGAUUAUCUCCUUCUGCAUACCGGUCUUGAGUUAUUAUUGAAUUCAAUCGAUUUUUCUUCACAUAUCAACGAGGUUAUUAGGAUUUUUCAAUUAAAAAAUUGCUGUUGCGCACAUCCAGAGACCUGGAGUUAUUUUCGAUGAACUUCUCAAUUCGCAAUUGGAAGAGAUUCUCGAAUGUGAACUCUACUCUGUGAGGAGCGAUGAGAGUGUGAUUGAUUCAGCAGUUUUGAAUAUUUAAAUAUUAUUGGAUAAAACAGAUAUUAUCCAGAUUUGGGAAUAAUUUUGAAGAAUGGAUGGGAGUAAAGUUGAAGAGGACAAUCAUCAACGGAUCAACGAUGGUGAUUGGGUCUGUCCUGAUUCCCAAUGCGCCAACAUCAAUUUUGCCAGACGAAGUUCUUGUAAUCGAUGUGGAAAAGACAGAGGAGAGUCGUCAAAGAAGAAAAAACUGGGACAGGAAAUAGGGAAAGUGGCUGCUGAAAAAAGCAGAGGACUCUUCAGUGCUGAUGACUGGCAAUGCAGUAAAUGCGGGAAUGUUAAUUGGGCACGACGUCAACAAUGCAACAUGUGUAAUGCACCGAAAUUCGGUGAAGUAGAGGAAAGGACAGGCUACGGUGGAGGUUACAAUGAUCGAGGGGUUGUCGAGUACAAAGAACGUAGGAAUGACGACGACGAUGAGUAUGACGAAUUUGGGAGGCGAAAGAAGAAGCGAAAAAUGGACAGAUCAGAUGAUGAUUCGAAGGAGUCCUCCAAGUACAGUAGUCCACCUCGUAAAAUAAGUUCUGAGGACAAGUUUGGAGGUACUGAGGAUCUUGUGGUGCAUGGUGAUACUAAAAAUCAUUUUGAUGAGGAUGAAGAGGAGGAGGAGGAGGCAGUGAAUCGAGGUGGAGAAGAUGAGGAAGCAACUGGAGAAGAAGAGGACGACGAAGACGAUGGUGAUGGAGAUUUAUCAAAAUACGACCUCAGCGAAUGGGAUGAUUAUGUACCCGAGAAGAAAAGGUGAAAGUCGUUCAGCAAACAACCAUGAGUUUGGAAGCUCGACGACAGUCAACAAUUGCGCAAACACGUUUAGUUACUUUCCAAAGUUAUAUCUAGAUAAUUACGAGUAUUUGAAAACACUUGAAAAUGCCUAGAAAUCGAUGAGACAAAGAAAAACCUGCAAUAGAAUUGUGAACGUUACAAUUUGGGCUGAUGAAUGUAGUUGUUGAAGUAUUUAUAGAUUUCGAAGAAACUUAGGAGAAAUGAAAAAAAAAAAA